Messenger RNA from Hevea brasiliensis (rubber tree), 1266 nucleotides. Its product is annotated as NAC domain-containing protein 6. Lineage: Eukaryota; Viridiplantae; Streptophyta; Magnoliopsida; Malpighiales; Euphorbiaceae. The record is from RefSeq and is a predicted model, not a curated record. The coding region runs from base 187 to 1065 and encodes 292 amino acids. Gene Ontology annotation, biological process: regulation of DNA-templated transcription. Gene Ontology annotation, molecular function: DNA binding. The transcript is spliced from 3 exons.
CAACCAAUAUAAAAUCUUAAACCCUCCCCCUACAAAUAUCCCCUGCAAGAGUGUGUGCAAAGUGCAACCACUUGUGUAAGCAUUUAGAUUCUCUUUGCAACCACUAAAACUAAAAACAGAAGCACCCAUUAUAGCUACCAUUUGCUUUCACACACAUACAUACUAGUCUACUCUAAGCUAGCAUAAAUGGAGGAGCUUGACCUUCCUGGGUUUCGAUUCCAUCCCACAGAAGAGGAGCUUCUCGAUUUCUACCUCAAAAACAUGGUUUUUGGGAAGAAAUUGCGUUAUGAUAUUAUUGGAUACCUUAACAUCUAUCAUCAUGAACCUUGGGAAUUGCCUGGAAUGGCUAAGAGUGGAGAGAGGGAAUGGUACUUUUUUGUGCCAAGAGACAGGAGGCACGGUAGUGGAGGGAGACCUAAUAGAACUACCGUGAAUGGAUUUUGGAAAGCUACCGGUUCUGACAGGAAAAUUGUGAGUUUAUCUGACCCUAAGAGGAUUAUUGGAUUGAGAAAGACACUUGUUUUCUACAAGGGAAGAGCUCCAAGAGGAAGCAAGACUGAUUGGGUCAUGAAUGAAUAUCGCCUGCCUGAUUCUUGCCGCUCACCUAAGGAUAUAGUCUUGUGUAAGAUAUAUAGGAAGGCAACCUCCUUGAAGGUGCUGGAGCAAAGGGCUGCAAUGGAAGAAGAAAUGAAGACAAUUCAUGCAUCUCCACCGUCAUCUCCACUUUCUUCAUUGGACAACAUGUCAUUUUGCAGCAAACAAGAAGACCCAGUGGCUCCAAUAUGUCUUCACCAUGUGGUUUUCAAGAAAGAACUAGAAGAUUUGGCAAUGGUGAAUGAUGAUGAUAAUAUUGAUAACAAAAAUUAUACAAGAGACGAAAAGGAAAAGGGGAAGAAAGGGUCUUCUCUGCAAUUACCAAAUGGAAAUGACAAGCUAACAGAGCUGGAAGUGCCCAAAUUGAGCAUGGACUGGAAUAAUCAGGACAUCAAUUUUUGGUUGAACAGUCCUUGGCUUCAAAGUUUAGUCCAAAAUCUGACCCCCUCUGCCAACAUUUUGAAUUUCUAGAGCUAAUCAAAUUCUGUCUAAAAUAUUAUGCAAAUAUUCUGAUCUUGUAGAUAGUAGCUUUCUUCAUACCCCAAUCAGGACUCUGAAACAAUGUUAAAAGCAAAGCCUGAGUGCUUAAGAGGAAGCAUGGUGAUAAUUGCUAGUUAACGUCUGCAAGUAUUUGCUUUAUCUUUAUCUUGUUAAUGAACAACGUUUAAUCCA